This is a messenger RNA of Emericellopsis atlantica, 1446 nucleotides long. Its product is annotated as FAD dependent oxidoreductase. Gene Ontology annotation, molecular function: oxidoreductase activity. The record is from RefSeq and is a predicted model, not a curated record. Lineage: Eukaryota; Fungi; Ascomycota; Sordariomycetes; Hypocreales; Bionectriaceae. Gene Ontology annotation, cellular component: cytoplasm. Bases 1 to 1446 code for a protein of 481 amino acids. The transcript is spliced from 2 exons.
AUGUGGUCGGCAUCUUUGCUUGCCCGCCAUUCUGCGAGGACUGAAGAACCUGAUGAGCCCAAGUUGCUCAUCCCUGGCUUUCCCGUGCCCAACCCCACAGAAGCCUACUGGCAGAAUCCUCCUCACCGCAUCGCCAACCACCGUACCACGGCUGAGCUCCCAACGUCAGAGACCUUUGACUAUGUCAUCAUCGGCUCUGGUAUCUCUGGCGCUGCCACGGCGCAAAAGCUGCUGACGCGCGACCCGAGCUUGUCGAUCCUGAUGCUCGAGGCACGGACGGCGGCCUCAGGUGCUACCGGACGCAACGGCGGUCAUUGCCGCCCCGGCUCGUGGAAGAGCAUCAAGAUAUGGGUCGAUGCCUACGGCGAGGACGAGGGCCUCCGCAUCGGUCGGAUGGAGCAGGACUGCGUCAACGACAUACGUGACUUUGUUCAUGCACAAAACGUGUCGAGCGACUUCACCGACGUGGAGAGCUCCGACGUAUACUGGACGCGAGAGGCAUUCGAGGCGGCCCUCGAAGUCGUCGAGUACCAGCGCGAGCUCGAGGCGCGUCGACCCGACGACGUACCCAAGAACAAGCGAACAGUGUACAAGGGCCAGGAGGCGAGAGACUACUGGCAGUGGCCUGAGAUUGUCGGCGCUGUAACGUUCACGGCGCACACGCAGAACCCGUAUCACACCGUGUGCGCCAUGCUGGAGAUUGGCCUCGCCAAGGGUCUCAACCUGCAGACCAACACCAUGGCACUCAGCCUCACACAGCUCACGGCAAAGUCCGAGGACGGGGCCGGGUGGUCAGUGAAGACAAACCGAGGGACUGUCAGAAGCAAGCAGGUCGUCCUCGCCACCAACGGGUUUACCAACGCGCUGCACCCUGGCUUCGCUAGCACCAACUUCCUCGUGCCUGGGAGAAGCCAGGUCGCAGCCGUGCACCCUGAGGCGGACACGUCGGCCCACAGCGUGGUGUUCCAGCGCAGCAACUCAUACCCGGAUCUUCACAGUGGCAACAACUACAUCGUUGCGCGGCCACCCGGAUCAAAGGGUGCGGGUGACAUUGUGAUUGGUGGCAGCUCGGGCAUCUCGCCCACCAAGGAGGCCAAUACCACCGACGACUCGAUUGUGAAUGAGCAGAUUGCAACCGUGCUACACGGCGCCGCUCGUGUCGCGUAUGGAUACAAGAACUGGGGUGAGUCGACAACGGUCAUCCAAGACUGGGCGGGUAUCACAUGCGAUACCCAGGAUGGCCUGCCGGUCGUUGGGGACGUGCCUGGUGAUGAUGGUUUGUGGGCCAUUGUUUGCAUGAAUGGCCAUGGUAUGGCGUGGGCGUACCGUAGUGCUGAAGCGCUUGUCGACAUGAUGACUGUGGGUGAGGCGCCGGAAUGGUUCCCCAAGGCGUUCCGGGCCCAGCGUGCUUGGGAGGUCAAGGAUGACGAGAAGUAUGAGCUAUGA